AAGGGGCGGAGAGCGCGCUCCUGCGGAGGCGGCUGUGCUCAUCCCGGCGGCCAAGCGCUCCAGUGCUCGCCGGGCUUCGCAGAUGGCUUGCCCCGCUCUCGGUCUGGAAGCCCUUCAACCCCUGCAGCCCGAACCACCUCCGGAGCCUGCCUUCGCCGAGGCACAAAAGUGGAUCGAGCAAGUCACUGGCCGAAGUUUUGGUGAUAAAGACUUCCGGACAGGGCUAGAAAAUGGCAUCCUUCUUUGCGAGUUGCUGAAUGCUAUAAAGCCAGGACUUGUUAAAAAGGUCAAUAGAUUGCCUACCCCCAUUGCAGGAUUGGACAAUACCAUCUUAUUCUUGAGGGGCUGUAAAGAGCUUGGCCUUAAAGAAUCUCAACUCUUUGACCCAAGUGACCUCCAGGAUACGUCCAGCAGAGUCACUGUCAAGAACCUUGAUUAUAGCCGAAAGCUAAAAAACGUGCUGGUGACCAUUUAUUGGCUGGGGAAAGCGGCAAACAGCUGUGCAUCCUACAGUGGGACCACCCUGAACCUGAAGGAGUUUGAAGGACUGUUGGCUCAGAUGCGAAAGGAAACGGAUGACACUGAGAGCCCUAAGCGCAGCAUCCGAGACAGUGGCUAUAUUGACUGCUGGGACUCUGAACGCAGCGACUCCCUCUCUCCUCCUCGCCACGGCCGAGAUGACUCCUUCGACAGCCUGGAUUCUUUUGGCUCCCGCUCCCGGCAGACGCCUUCACCAGAUGUAGUUCUCAGGGGAAGCAGUGAUGGAAGAGGAAGCGACUCUGAACCCGACUUGCCGCACCGGAAAUUGCCGGAUGUAAAGAAAGAUGAUAUGUCUGCACGACGGACUUCCCAUGGCGAGCCGAAGUCUGCAGUGCCUUUUAACCAGUACCUCCCCAACAAAAGCAACCAGACCGCCUAUGUCCCGGCGCCUCUGAGGAAGAAGAAGGUGGAGCGGGAGGAGUACAGGAAGAGCUGGAGCACAGCUACCUCCCCCCUGGGCGGGGAAAGGCCCUUCAGAUACGGUCCGAGAACUCCUGUGUCAGAUGACGCAGAGAGCACGAGUAUGUUUGACAUGCGGUGUGAGGAGGAGGCAGCGGUGCUGCCGCACAGCAGGGCCCGCCAGGAGCAGCUGCAGCUGAUAAAUAACCAGCUGAGGGAAGAGGACGACAAAUGGCAAGAUGACCUGGCUCGUUGGAAGAGCCGUAGAAGAAGUGCUUCUCAGGACUUAAUCAAGAAGGAGGAAGAAAGGAAAAAAAUGGAGAAGUUGAUGUCUGGAGAGGAUGGGAUAAGCGAACGAAGGAAAAGCAUCAAAACUUACCGAGAGAUUGUCCAGGAAAAAGAGCGGAGAGAGCGGGAACUGCACGAGGCAUAUAAGAAUGCUCGGUCACAGGAGGAGGCUGAGGGGAUCCUCCAGCAGUACAUCGAGAGGUUCACCAUCAGUGAGGCUGUGCUCGAACGCUUGGAGAUGCCAAAAAUUCUGGAAAGAAGCCAUUCCACAGAGCCAAACUUACCUUCCUUUCCGAAUGACCCCAGCCCCAUGAAGUACUUGCGGCAGCAAUCGCUGCCCCCACCCAAGUUCACUGCCACAGUUGAGACCACCAUCGCUCACACCGGCCUCCCAGAGACCAGCGCAGCAGGCGGCAGUGGUUCCCCAAGCAAAACCAUCGCUCCCCAUGCAGUGCCUAUGCUGACACCCAAGCCUUACUCACAGCCCAAAAACUCUCAAGAGGUUCUGAAGACUUUUAAGGUAGAUGGGAAAAUCAGCAUGAAUGGAGACAUGGCCCACGGAGAUGAGGGAGAAAAGGAGAAAGAAGAGCCCAUGGCGGAACCGGACCCCUCCUUAACCAAAUCCCAGGUGUUUGAAGGCGUGGCCACAGUGCACGGUUCUCCUGUUCAAGUGAAGCAAGGCAGCAACAGCAUUGAGAUUAACAUCAAGAAGCCAGACUCCACUCCCCAGGAGCCGACAGCAGCCUCUGAUGAAACUGAGUCAAAUGGCCAAGAGGAUGAGAACGGUGAGGAGACACAGGACGUGGAGCCGACCUCAGCAGAGCCACGGCAUUUUACCACAACUGUGACCCGAUGCAGCCCGACCGUGGCCUUUGUGGAGUUGUCCUCCAGCCCACAGAGGAAAGCUGAGGUACCGGAAGAACAGGACCAGAAGAAGCCAGGAAAUGACAUGAGUGGGAAGGUAGAGUUGGUACUGUCACAGAAGGUGGUAAAGCCAAAAUCCCCAGAGCCAGAAGCAACCUUGACAUUUCCAUUUCUUGACAAAAUGCCUGAAACCAACCAACUGCAUUUGCCAAAUCUCAAUUCUCAAGCAGAUUCUCCAAGCAGUGAAAAGUCCCCUGUGACUACACCUUUUAAGUUCUGGGCGUGGGACCCGGAAGAGGAGCGCAGGCGUCAGGAGAAGUGGCAGCAGGAGCAAGAGCGUGUGCUCCAGGAGAGGUACCAGAAGGAACAAGAUAAGUUGAAGGAAGAGUGGGAAAAGGCCCAGAAGGAGGUGGAAGAAGAAGAGCGCAGGUACUACGAGGAGGAGCGCAAGAUAAUUGAAGACACCGUGGUCCCGUUCACUCUCUCCUCAAGUUCUGCAGACCAGCUGUCUACUUCCUCCUCUGUAACCGAAGGCAGUGGGACUCCGGUGAGACCACUGAUGAAAACCAAGUCUGACAUCAGUAACCUAAACCAGAAUAAGAUGGACUUGGAAAGCUGUCAAGACAAAGAAAAAGAGAGAAGACAGAAGCCACCUUUCCAGGAGAACGAUAGUGACUCGUUGCUCAAGGCUAGAGAAAGUGGUCCACCAGAGGAGGACAGCAUUAGCAGCCUAACUCAAGGGCCCUUGGCUCACUCCGAAGAGUCCAUGUCAAAAGGAAUCCAUCUGGACCAGCAGCCCCAGGCUGAGGCUGGGGCCCCACACUGUGUUACAAGCCCACAGCUAGCUCAGGAUCCACCUCAGAAUCAACAGGUAUCAAACCCAUCAUCAUACGUGUCAGAAGAUGUGAAGCCCAAAACCCUGCCCCUGGAUAAAAAUGUUAAUCAUCAGAUUGAGUCUCCGGGUGAAAGGCGGAAGAAAAGCCCUCGAGAGAACUUCCGGGCCGGGCCCCUGUCCCCCUGUUCUCCUUCCCCUCCUGGCCAGUCACCAAACAGGUAUAAGAGGUCUAUAAGUGGGAAGAAGCUGUGCUCCUCCUGUGGGCUCGCUUUGGGUAAAGGGGCCGCCAUGAUCAUCGAGACCCUGAAUCUCUACUUCCACAUCCAGUGUUUCAGGUGUGGCAUUUGUAAAGGACAGCUCGGAGACACAGUGAGUGGGACGGAUGUUAGGAUUCGCAACGGUCUCCUAAACUGUACCGACUGCUACAUGCGAUCCAGAAGUGCUGGCCAACCUACAACACUGUGAUGUGGUGGGGAGCUUCUGUAUCACUGAGCAUCAUUUUUUUAAGGGUGUCCAUUGGCAACUGCUUAAUUAAACCCCAAGACCAGGGGCUUCUCAGCAUUCAUCUACUUUCUGGAAGACUCUUCUACAAGGUGGUAUCUGCUCUUUUGUAUGUAGCACAAUGUUUGUGCUUUUUCUGGUUGGGGGCUGAUUUUUUUCUGCACUUGCCCAGUAUAUAAAGGAGAAUAUUGCAUUGUAAUGAUUCUAAACAGUUAACGAAAAAAAAGGUUUUAGCAUGGGCAGAGAGACUUAUGGCUGAAAAGUUGUUAUUCUCUUCUUCGGGAUAUAGCAGAAGGGUGCAAUAAACCUGUUGUGUUUUAGUAUUUCUAGAAAUUAAACAUGUUAUGUUUACAGAAUUGAGCUUCAGGAAGUGCAAGACAUGCCAACUUAAGACAGGAGCAUAAAGUGAAUGCAUUUCAGAAAAACCAGACACCCCAGAAAGCUCUGACUCUGAACUGUAACUUGUUUUUUAAUGCAAAGACACUAGUCUGAUAGUAUAUACUGUACUCCUGAAAACAUUUGUGUUACUUACCUUUGGGGGCAGAAAUCCUACCAAUAAACUCUCCCACUGCUAGUAUUAGAUUUUGUGUACCCUGGAAGUCAAGUCAUUGAUAGAGGCUGGUUCAGCAAAUGAAGAGAGUCCUUUCCAUACUGCUAGACUUCCAUAUUCUGUGAUAUUGUGCAAAGGUAGGAAGAAGCAAUAGACCAGCCAUUGUCUUCAGACUUACUAUCAAACCUCUGAGGAAGUAUAGUCUACCCUGACCGUGUGUCAGUGGCAGCCUGGAGGCUUGGGCUGCCUGCUUUCUCCAAGCACUGGGUUAGGGCUUUUUGAGGACUUGGUGUGAGGAUGUGGGUGUUAGGCAUCGAGGACAGUCUACCUUUAGCAAUGAGUACAUCUCACCCUUGCCUGCAAGUUUGCCUUGGGAGCUGACGCCCAGGUAUCCAAAGAGAAGCAUUAAGUCGAUCCUAACAGAAGCCAGAUGGCAUGGCGUGACCAGCCCGCAGCCUGCUCUGUAAGCAGCAGCAACCAAGGCGGACGGUGCCCUCCCACUCCCAUGGACCUGUGUGCGCCUUCCUUCUCCCACAUCGCCUUCUUUACUCUCAAGAAUUCUGGACCUGACCCGUGGAGUUUAGGAAGGGAUGCCUGCGGAGAUCUGGUUUGUUUCUCUGCCCUAUGUGAUAAGUUUCAGCGGGACGUGACAGGAUGAAAUGGUUAAACCAGCAUGACUUAGCUCUCCAGGCUGUUUUCCUUAAGACUGGGGAAAGGGGAACUAUUUAUUCUGCCUUAAAAGGAUGGCAACCAAGUAACGACGCUGUUAGGUGAAUGUAGACUACAGACACACUCCUAGUAGGCUAAUGUAGCAUAGAGAGAGAGCAGGUAGAUGUUUUUCUGUUAUGUAAAGCAAUAAUUUUUUCCGUGUCUUAUGGAGUAUGGCUAGCAGUUAUUUAUUUCCAUGCUAGACGGUUCUUUGCAUGUGGGUUCCUUAUAGGUGCAGGCAUCUCCUGGCCACUGGAGGCAUAUUGACCACUUUGCCAUUUGGACGAGCUGUUAUUGGAUUGAAAUUCACACAUCAUUUCAUUCAAAAUUGUGCCUUAGAAAAUGCAAAGCUGUUGCACAUAGCGAUGAAUGGCAGAUCCAGAACACCAAAGGGAAAUGACGUCACUUCCUAGUUCCCAUGAGUUCUCUCAAAGGUGUUUGCUGCUUUACAAGAAAAAAAAUAAAUAAAUAAAAGAUUUUAAAAGACAAAUAAAAAAAAGGAAAAAUUUAAAAAGAAAAAGAAAAGUUUUGAAAAUGUACAGAUCAAGUCCAAUAUUUUGAUGAAGCACCUGCAUGUUUUAUUAACUAUUUUAAUAAUGUGGAUGUUUACACUUUGCAUGAUAUUAACAGAGUACUUUACGAGAAGUGAUGCACAAAACAUGUACAAUAUGGUCAUUCAUAAGCAACUUUUAUAGAAUACUUUUUACAUGUGCGAGGCCAUCCAUUACAUCAGGAGCACAUGAGUAUUGCACAUUCUUCUGGUUUCACAAAGCCAUUUAUACAUAUUUCUUAGUGAGACACAUUGUACAUGCAUUGAAGCCAGACUGGAGUCAGGAGGAAUCAAGCCCCAUUCCCAAGUGGAGCGUGCUUUCCUGUAAUGAACACUAGUCACCAGCCUGGAGUAAUCUCCAGCAUUUUCUAAAUUCUAAUUGCCAACUGUUUCUAUUUCUAUUUGAUUUCUAUUUCAUUUAGAGCCAGUUACAUGGGUAGCUUCGGCAGACUAGAUCUUGUUGUUCUCCAAGGCGUAGAAGACUAUGAUCUAUUUCUCUUCAAAUAAUCUUUGAGAUCCCAGGAAAAAAAAUGCGCUGUUGUGUGGAGCUAUAAUGUAAAUGUGUUUGUUUAUAAACCAGACGGGGCAAGUGAGUGAUUUAUUGUUCCUGGGGGACUGUAGCUGAUUCUCCCCUGCAGACUUGGAAUGCUUCCUUCCCAAGAACAAGAAGGGUGACUCUGUUUCUCACUAGCAAACUUUGAUGACAUCUGUCCUUCUUUCUGUAUAGUAUCAUUAACAUGACCCGUAUUCCAGUUACCAUACGUGAUGUAAGAUUCAGUGAGCGGAAGUAAUCCACCUUUUGAUGUGAGUCCAUCCAAAGAUGUUCCUGUUCUGGGUGGGCAACAUUCUGUAUCAAUUACACUAACUUUCAUUUACAAUAUUUAUUCUAAAAAUGCCUCUGAGAAAUAGUUUAAAAAAAUUAAAAAUGAAAAGUUGUCUAAAAUGCAACAGCUUUUAUAGUAAAUGUACAUUUAUAAAUAAAAUACUCAAAUCCA
Onychomys torridus (southern grasshopper mouse) is the source of this 6230-nucleotide messenger RNA. RefSeq names its product LIM and calponin homology domains 1 (gene Limch1). The transcript has 27 exons. Gene Ontology annotation, molecular function: myosin II head/neck binding; actin binding. The record is from RefSeq and is a predicted model, not a curated record. Gene Ontology annotation, cellular component: stress fiber. Gene Ontology annotation, biological process: positive regulation of stress fiber assembly; actomyosin structure organization; regulation of focal adhesion assembly. Bases 83 to 3391 code for a protein of 1102 amino acids. Lineage: Eukaryota; Metazoa; Chordata; Mammalia; Rodentia; Cricetidae.